Molecule: messenger RNA, 2284 nt
Organism: Ruditapes philippinarum (Manila clam)
Lineage: Eukaryota; Metazoa; Mollusca; Bivalvia; Venerida; Veneridae
Exons: 1
Coding region: 858-1874 (338 amino acids)
Molecular function (GO): protein dimerization activity
Source: RefSeq, a predicted model, not a curated record
AAAGAUGUACAUAAACAGAGUAAAAUGUUACGGAACAAAAUUUUCUGCUGCGAUGAUUUCAGACUUGCCCUACUCGCACUUAGUUAAUUCUAUGUAUUCUGUCAUCAAUUCAUUUUAAACACAACAAAAAAAUGAUUUUCCAAUAGAGGGAUAAAAUAAUUUUACAGCAAAAAGACAGCUUUAAAAUAAACAUUUGUGAUUUAAAUAUAUUCAUUAUAUUUUAUGUUGCUGUAACAGGAAAGUCCAUUUCAUUGUAUACAUGUUUCCAGUUAUUCCAAUUUUUUUUCUAGGGUGUAACACAGUUGAAAGACUUGAGAGUUGACAACCAUACAACAUAUGAGCAUCACUCUAGUAUUGGAGAGUUCCAGGAGGCACUUGCUGGUGUUCUUCGAGAAGAUCUGGCAGUGAAAUUACAGAGAUUUCCUAAAUAUUCUCUUAUGUUUGAUGAAUCAACAGACAUUUCUGUGCAGCAAAACUUAAUUGUGUACAUUAGGUAUCUUGAUUGUGAUAUUGCUGAAAAUGUAGAAAGUAAAACUUGUUAUUAUUCCAUUGCUUCUCUCCACAGGGCAAAUGCAGAUGCUAUUUACACCAAAAUUCUCCAUUUACUUUCUGAGAAAGGCCUAUAUCUUGCCAAUAUUUGUGAUGUUUGUACAGAUGGUGCUGCGGUCAUGGUAGGCUCUAAAAGUGGUGUGGUGACCCGUCUGAAGAAAGAUGUUCCUGGACUCUAUACUUCUCACUGCAUUGUCCACCGUCUUGCUCUUAGCUGCAGCAGUGGUGCAGACUGUAUACCUUACCUUGUUUAAUUUCAGGAGAUCCUUAACUCUAUCUAUAAAUACUUUCAUCUUUCUCCUAAAAACAUGUCUACUCUUUCUGCUAUCCAGUCUGUGUUACAGAAGCAUUCUUUUCGCUUUCAGGAAGUGUUUCAUACCAGAUGGCUGAGUUUUGAAGGUGCAGUUGGUGCUCUGGUCAAAAAUUACUCCAGUCUCCUUUCUUGCUUUCUUGAAGAAAACUCUGCUAAGGCUCUUUCUCUAUACAAACCUGUUGCUACAUACAAGUUCCUGUAUGUUGCCCACUUUCUUUCUGAUGUUCUUGAGCCCCUUGCUAUUUUGUCUAAAAUGUACCAGAAGAAAGAUCUCAACUAUGGAGAAGUGGAGCCACUCCUGACAUCUACAGUACACACCUUGGAGACCCUGAAGGAGAACAAAAAUGGUACUUCCCUCUCUGCUUUUCUUUCAGUUGCCCCCUCUGAACCUUGUCUGGAUGAAAAUGGUCUUUGUACUUUUGAGUUUCAGUCACACACUAUCCGUGAUUCUGCUGAACAGAGGCGUGUUGCUUCAUCUGUCUGUGACCAAUUUGUUGAUUCAAUGGUAGCCAGUCUCCAUUCCAGAUUUGCAGACAAUGAGGAUUCAGCUGUUAUGAAAGCCCUUGGGAAUCUUUUCAAUCCCCACCUUUCUUCUGUUGGCUCUGAUAUUGACACUGUUUCAGAUUAUUUGGGCAAAGUUGGUUUUGAAGGGAGAAGGAAUGAACUUCUGAGCUUUGUCCAUUACUCUAGGGCUUUAGGGUCUGAUCCAAGCAACCAAACAGUGACUGAUUCCACUUCAUGUGCCAAUUUAGCAAUCAACAACAAGUCUAGUUACCCUGCUGCUGCAGUGGCUGCCCAGAGAUUCCUGAUUCUGCCUGUGUCAACAGCUGACUGUGAGAGGGUCUUCUCCAAGCAAAACCUAAUAAAAACUUCACUCAGAAACUGUCUGUCUCCCCCCUCCCUUGACAAUCUCCUGAAAAUUUCCAUAGAUGGCCCUUCUCUGCCUACAUUCCCAUACCAAAGAGCCUUCAGACUGUGGUCAACAUCCAAGAGUAGAAGAAUUCUGAAAUAAAUUGCCAAGCCCCUUCCUGAUCCCUUGCAAACACAUGUUACAGAAUCCAGUCCCCUUCCUGAUGCAAGCCACUAUUAACAUGCAUUUUUAAAAAUGUGUUAUUCUAAGUAGCAUAAUAUGAUAUUGUUAAGCAUUAAAUAUAUUAUGUAUGAGAUAUGAUAUGUAUGAUAUAUGAUGUGCUAAUGUUAUUAAAAUUUACCUUAAAAAAUAAAAAGUUGAAUGAUAUUCCUUGUUUUUGUUGAUAUCACAUGCCUUUUAAAGUGUUCAUUAAGUAGCAGAAAUAAACCAUUAUAUGUAAAGUAAUUAUAGAGAUAGUAAAGUUCAUACAGACUGUUAAAGAGAAACAGCAAAGACAGUAAUUUUGAUGUCAGCCUGUCGCGCGAAAAAUUGGCUCAAAGAAAAAAUUAGCC